GUGUGCGUGUGCAUUUCCUUGGACUUGCUUCAUGAAUUGAGGCUGACAAGAGUUAAAAGAAAUUGUUUCAGUUAUUUUCCCUUUUAUACACUUUGUUUUCAUUUGAGCGAAGCCACAGCAACUCCCAGAAAAGGACUCGGCAAUGUUUGCUUGUUCUCUCUGUGUGAGCAACUCUCCGCGUCAGGGGUGGACGUGAUAUUUCAAACAGCACAUCAGUGCGUUUAUGUAUUGGGUGCCCGGAAAUUUUUCCAAAUAAACACAGCUUGAUUCAACCUGGGUGGGCAGACUUAUCAAGCGACUAAUUCUAUAAACAGAUGAGGGAAUAACCCGGCACCUCAUUGGUUGUUGGGCAGAGGGGGGGACGUGAGGGAGUUUCAGCGCAAUGAAAUUUUAAUUAAUGUGGGUGGGCUGAGAACACCACCGACUGUUUAUGAUGGACAAUUUAUUUCCCAGUGCAAAGUCAACAUAACACAGCAAACGUACAACAAUUAUUAACAUUUUUUGGGGCCCUCAUGAGGCUGGGGAGUCACUCAGUGGAGGAGAGGAGCUCCGGGAGCAGGCUCAACUUUCCCCGGGACACACUUCUCCGGCGUCAUGACUCUCUACCACGGCCGUCUGUCGUCGCUCGGAGUGCCAUCCUCGGCUCUGAGCCUCACCGGUCCCCCGCUCAUCUAUCUGUACGGAGGGGACAGCGGAGGGGUCGUACCGGCCGGCCUGAGCUUCGUGCCGGCUCGCCAGGAGCCUCCGCAGAAGCCGCCUUACAGCUACAUCGCGCUCAUCGCCAUGGCCAUCAAGAGCGCACCGGAGCAGCGCGCAACGCUCAGCGGCAUCUACCAGUUCAUCAUGGACCGGUUCCCGUUUUAUCACGACAACAAGCAGGGAUGGCAGAACUCCAUCCGCCACAACCUCUCCCUGAAUGACUGCUUCAUCAAGGUGCCCAGAGAAAAAGGCCGGCCGGGCAAAGGCAGCUACUGGACGCUGGACACCAAGUGCCUGGAUAUGUUUGAGAACGGCAACUACCGCCGGAGGAAGAGGAAGGCAAGGAGCCACCAGGAGGCUGUGGACUCCAAAGCCGCUGGACACAAGCGCACCAAGAGCCUGGGAGCAACCAAGGACCCUCAAUCCUGUCUGAGACAUCAGACUGGCUCGGGGACAGCGGAGGUGCCAACCAGGAGGGAUGCGGAGAGGAUGGAGACACAAGCAGAGACAAAAUCUGUUCUUGUCGAGUUUAACCACGCGGAGCAGCCGCAAACCCCCCCGACACUGAGACUUAAAGUGUCCCCUAGCCAGGACACCCUUACGUCCACAGGGAGGAGGCUGGACGCCUCUCCGCCGGAGCCAUGUCCCGCUCCGAGACACGCUCCGCUGUGGAUGGACGGUCCGCAUCUCCCAGGGGCGUCCCUCCACCUGGAGCCAGAGGAGAGGUCAGCGUUCAGCGGGAGAGAAAGAGAGAGAGGUCCACUGUGCGCCGUCAGCUGUGCAGGAAACACAAACUUGGCUGCAAUUGCGCAGGACAGGCCGAAAGGAAACGUUCCGAGCCGGGAUAAAUUAAAAGGAUUCAGCAUCGAGAGUAUCUUAUCGAAAAGUGAAGACGAAAUGCGCAGCAGCAUCCUCGGAUUGUCAACGGAGACAGAGGGCCAAAGUCCCGCGUUCAGUUCGUCUGUGGUCCUCCACGCUCGACCUCAUCAGUUGUACCAGAUGGGAUUCCCCUUCUGCUCUUACAUGUCACUCACCUACCCCGACAAAGUGCUGCAUUUCAAAUGAGUACAAGGACGAAUUUUGGACUUUUAGUGAAUUUUACGCACAGACGCGUAAAAAGCCUGUAAUCAGCUUUGCAUGAUGAGUUCAUAUGAGACACCUUUCUGCUGUGCUCUUUCCAGGAAAUCUGCCAUCUUCAUCAUCUGCAGUUCAGACGGUGACAAAGUGCAGCAGAGUGGCUUUGAGAUUCAUUUUUUUUUUACGCAUGCGCGAUUGUCAUUUUUACCAAUGUUACCCAAACUCAUCCAAGUGACUGAGAAAUGCAAUGUCUGAUAGGAGAAGAGGCGAGAAAGUGAAAGAAAACUCUUGAACAUGUUUGGAAUUCAAUGAAGAACCUUGAAUGUCAUGGCCCUGUAGCCUUCACAGUAUCCUGAAGCGUCUGGAGAUAGUGUAAAAUAUAAGAAUACAGUUUACUACUUAAUAAUGUAAUCGAAUGCUUUUUACAUUCCACUUUGCUCUGAAUUUCACCUGCAAAAAUAAAGUUUAGUUUGGUAAUAAAA
Messenger RNA from Larimichthys crocea (large yellow croaker), 2258 nucleotides. RefSeq names its product forkhead box L1 (gene foxl1). The transcript has a single exon. Gene Ontology annotation, molecular function: DNA-binding transcription factor activity, RNA polymerase II-specific; RNA polymerase II cis-regulatory region sequence-specific DNA binding. The record is from RefSeq and is a predicted model, not a curated record. Gene Ontology annotation, biological process: cell differentiation; regulation of transcription by RNA polymerase II; anatomical structure morphogenesis. The coding region runs from base 595 to 1764 and encodes 389 amino acids. Lineage: Eukaryota; Metazoa; Chordata; Actinopteri; Sciaenidae.